CCGGCGACGAGGAGGCUGGGCAAGGAUCGCACGCGGGUUGUUCCUGCUGCUACAGGCGGCGUUAGGGUUUGGCGGAUCAUUGUUGGUUCGUGGCGAUGGACGUUUCAGAUUUGAGUGCAAGUUCAAUGGAGUACGAAAGCGGAAAUACAGAUGAAGAGGAAUUCAAUAUUUCGUCUGCCAACGAUAAUGCACCUCCUGAAGAUGAACAAAGUUGUGGAGACGAUGAUGUCGACGAAAGUAUGGAUGCAGAUGGUGUUGAUGUAGAAGAUGAUAAUGUAGAGCAAGAAGAAGAUGUUGACACUGAUAAUAUUCAGAGUGAUGUUGUGGAGGAGCCAACUGAUGACGAGAGAUUGGACUGUGGUUUUGUUGAUGAGGUCUUAGUUGGCGAUAAUUCUUCUUACGACUAUUACGGUGAUUCAGACUUGGAGACUAUAGAAGAACCUGUUAGAAGAAGACAUGUGAAAUCAGUUGGUAAGAAAAAGAAUGGAUCAGAGGAUGAAGAUGAGAGUGAUACAGAAGAUAAGAGAAAGUUUUACUGGGAAGUAAUGGAGAAGACAUUUGUGUCUGAGGCAGCUGCUUAUACUUUUUAUAAUGGAUAUGCUCGACAAGAGGGAUUCAGUGUAAGAAAGUUCAAGUUCAAAGAGACUAAGGGUGCUAACAAAAUAGUUCGCGUGAAGGCGGUCCCAGAGACCAUGUAUGACCCGGAUUACGCCGGUGUUCAUGUUGGGCCGGAGCGCUGCCACCAUCACUUGCCGUGCCAUAAUUGUGGCAUUCAUUUGAGGAGGAAAAGGAAACCAGAAUCUCUCGGUAAUGUAGAGUAUGCUACCGCCAAUUACCAGCUAGUGCUUGAGAAGAGGGAGCUGGAAAAGAAAAACCUUGAACUGCAUAAACAACUUGGUAGCCUGAGUAGUGAGCAAGAAGCAAUGGUUGCAAAAUCUGCUGCUGAACUUGAGAAGGUUAUGAGGGAGAAGGCAGAGCUGCAGAUUGCCACUCUAAAGGAGGAGAAGAAGAAGCUGGAGUAUUACGUUGCAGAUCUCUUCAAUAUUAGAGAUAGAAACCAGAAGAAGAUGAAGGCCAUACAAGAGAUUUGUGCAAGUUGGGAGUGA
Molecule: messenger RNA, 1106 nt
Organism: Lolium rigidum
Lineage: Eukaryota; Viridiplantae; Streptophyta; Magnoliopsida; Poales; Poaceae
Exons: 8
Coding region: 96-1106 (336 amino acids)
Source: RefSeq, a predicted model, not a curated record